AAAAUCUCACCUUUAAUCUUUUUUGAUUGAAAUAAAAUCUCAAAUUCGAUCAAAGAAAUGCAAACACCAUCUGUUCCUGGAAGAAGUCUCUACCUCAACCUCAUCAUCGUCUUAGCGCUCUUUGCAUCGAUCACCAUGGCUGAAUCAACGGGAGAAGCAUCGUCGGAAGCGAAGGUCCACAUCAUCUACACCGAGAAGCCCACCGAUGAGGAACCUAAAGACUAUCAUCUCCGUACUCUCUCCUCCGCUCUCGGCAGUGAGGAAGCAGCAAAGGACGCUCUGAUCUACAGUUACAAGGAAGCUGCUUCUGGUUUCUCAGCUAAGCUCACACCUGAGCAAGUCACCGAGAUCUCCAAGCAACCAGGUGUGAUUCAAGUUGUGCCGAGCCAGACCUACCAUUUGCACAAACCUGUUGGUGCUGGUUUCAAGCUCACCUAACUAAUAUGUAGCUUCUUGUUGUUGUAAAUGUCGUGGCUUUCAGAACUGGUAUCUAACUAUAAUAAUGCCAUGAGUUUGCUUUGGAUUCUAGUUGUUCUGUGUUGUUGAGAAAUUGGGUCUUAUAAAUAUAUUAUUUGAAGACAUAAUUGUUAUUCUAUA
Molecule: messenger RNA, 597 nt
Organism: Brassica rapa (field mustard)
Lineage: Eukaryota; Viridiplantae; Streptophyta; Magnoliopsida; Brassicales; Brassicaceae
Product: subtilisin-like protease SBT3.9
Source: RefSeq, a predicted model, not a curated record